GUCAGCUGUCACUGACGAACGUCAUUUUUUGACAAUUCAACGGCGGGAAUCUAAUCGUUUGUUUAUUUAUUUUUGUUCAUUAUUAUUUCUUACAAUGUGCGGGCUACAUACUGAUAAUCCACUUGAAGUGCAAAUAAAACUUAUAAGGAAGUAUUUAAAGCUUAAAAUAAUGGCGGAUAAUGUAUCUUUUCGCGGACACGAGCAAGAAAGGAAUCACGUUUAUGAUUUGUUCAAACGGACUGUCUCGCAUGGUGAAUCUCAUUCUGCCCUCAUGAUAGGACCCAGAGGAAGCGGCAAGACAACCCUUAUAAACUCAGUGCUGCAUCAAAUAGGGCAGGAGGUAGACCUGUCUAAUGAUGCUAUCAUUGUGCGGCUCAAUGGACUGAUCCAUCAUGAUGAUAAAAUUGCUCUCAAGUCUAUUACUGCACAGAUGCAACUAGAAAACGCAGUAGGCGACCGUGUAUUCGGCACAUUCGCUGAGAACCUUGCCUUCCUCCUGAGCUGUCUCCAAAGCGGUGCUGACCGUCGCUGCAAAAGCAUGCUGUUUGUGCUAGAAGAGUUCGAUAUGUUCUGUCAUAGCGGACGUACGCAGACGCUGUUGUAUAAUCUGUUCGAUAUUACGCAUAGUCAGCAGGCUCCGAUGUGUGUUUUGGGCAUAACAAACCGCAUAGACGUGAUGGAGCUUCUAGAAAAACGGGUGAAAUCUCGUUUCUCCCACCGUCACCUCUUCAUAUUUCCCAACGAAUACGACCCGCAGAGGGCGCCACAGUACAAGUAUCAGGAUUUGUUAGUUCAGCUGUUGAGUAUGCCUGUUAAACCUAAAACUGCAACUAAGAAGAAACGCAGUCGGAGGAAUACAGUAACAUCAGAAGACAUAGAAAUGGAAGCCAAGAUUGCGGGAGAUUCCCACACUCUCCCACAGCCCAUACUAUCCCGAAUAAACUUAGACCAACUAAAUCAAGACUUCGUAACAGAUUGGAAUAAUCACAUAGCGAGUCUACGUGAAGACCAUAAAGUGAUCGAUUGUUUAGAGAAGCUCUGUUACUAUACUGUUAAUGAACAGGUUUUUAGAAAUGUGCUGUUCGAGCUAGUAUCAAAACUAUCCGCCGACAGUCCCUACAUAGAGGUUUCAAAUCUAUCCACAAUCAUAGACAAGACAGUCGCCCCGGAGCAUAGAGUAAAGCUGCUACAAUCGUUGUCUAUACUGGAAUUGUCUUUGGUAAUAGCUAUGAAGCAUGGCAUGGAAAUAUUUGAUGGACAGCCCAUGAAUUUUGAAAUGGUUUUACAUAGGUACACGAAAUUCGCGAACUCCAACUCUUCAACCCAAACAGUGCCAAGACCAGUUAUACUAAAAGCCUUCGAACACUUACAAGAACUAGAAAUUAUAAUGCCAGUAAAAACCACGGAUUCCAUAUACAACUCCGGUGAUACCACAGCGAGCAGAGUUCAGAAAGAAUUCAAAUUGUACACUUUAGCGGUACCAAAUGAAGAUAUAAGUGAUGCUGUGAAGAAUUUCAAGGCUUUACCCACAGAAAUUAAUCAUUGGUUCAAUAAUUCUGUUGUGUGAUUUUUUUGUGCUGGCAACUCUGAUUUUUGGUAGUUUUUUUUGUUUGUAGCAACAUUGUUAUGGUAGUGUGUUGUGAGACAGGUAAAUAAAUGUCGUUAUUUUUGUA
Molecule: messenger RNA, 1673 nt
Organism: Helicoverpa zea (corn earworm)
Lineage: Eukaryota; Metazoa; Arthropoda; Insecta; Lepidoptera; Noctuidae
Gene: Orc4
Product: origin recognition complex subunit 4
Exons: 7
Coding region: 95-1567 (490 amino acids)
Biological process (GO): DNA replication initiation; DNA replication
Cellular component (GO): nuclear origin of replication recognition complex; nucleus
Molecular function (GO): ATP hydrolysis activity; ATP binding; DNA replication origin binding
Source: RefSeq, a predicted model, not a curated record